Molecule: messenger RNA, 1492 nt
Organism: Oncorhynchus keta (chum salmon)
Lineage: Eukaryota; Metazoa; Chordata; Actinopteri; Salmoniformes; Salmonidae
Product: inositol-pentakisphosphate 2-kinase-like
Exons: 12
Coding region: 149-1357 (402 amino acids)
Biological process (GO): inositol phosphate biosynthetic process
Cellular component (GO): nucleus
Molecular function (GO): ATP binding; inositol-1,3,4,5,6-pentakisphosphate 2-kinase activity
Source: RefSeq, a predicted model, not a curated record
CAUCGUCCAGAAAGCAAUAGUUCUUUGGUGUCAGUCAGUAGCUUAACAAUUAUUGUCUUAGCUUCAGAACUUGUGUGUGUUAGCCUGGCAAAGUUGCUGGAGUUAAUAAACUAUAUAGAUUCAUUUGCCUACAACGUACAGUUCUGUUAUGGAACUGGACAAAAUGGACGAGAACGACUGGAAAUACCACGGAGAGGGCAACAAAAGCCUAGUGGUUUCUAAUGUCCAGCACGCCAGAGUCCUUCGGCUCCUGAAGUAUUCUACAGAAGAUGCCGAAAACUCGCAUAAGACAACAGAACAAGCUUUUCGCCACAUACAGAACAUAGUUGACUAUAGUCAAAAUGUCAUGAAGCCACUGCUGGGGAGAAAUUCGUCCACAAUGGAGUUCAGCAGGAAAGACCAGUUGGCCCAUGGAAAGUGGAAACGGCUGAGCCGGUACUGUCCCUUAGACCUGUUCUCGGGGAACAAACAGAGAAUGUCCCUAGCCAUCAAGCACUUGAUAGAGGAACCUCAAAACAACUUUAAAAUCUUCAAGGGUGGAGAGUGCAUCUACAGCUGUAAGGAUGAUGCCGACGUGUUGCAGGACCUGGAUGAAUUGGCUCAGCAUCUACGACCAUACUUCCUCCCUAGUGGCAGCCUUAUGAACGGACACCAGUCCAGUAAGGUGGUUCUGAAUGAGUUGAUCCAGGUGAUCGUGAGUGCCCUGUUGAGCUCCUGGGACCCCAGGAAGACUCACCUGUCUGAGGGCAGAGUGAGGUGUGAGGCCAGCCUCCUGCACCGGGACCUGCUACGCAACACUAACCACUGCCUACCCAAAGAUUGUGUCCUGGACAAAAUUCUGGGGACUCAGAUGUUGGAUAAUUUAGACAUCGAGGGGUUAAACCCCCUGUUUAAACGAGUGGAGCGGCAUCUACAGGACUUUCCUAAAGAGAGAAGUAGCCUUCAGAUCGACGGACCGUACAGCCACAGCUUCCUAGAGAAGAUCCAGAAGUGUCCGACUGAAGACGACGGCUCUAUCGAGUAUGCUGUCGGAAAGGUCCACCAGUACAGAGUUGCCAUGACAGCCAAGGACUGCUCUAUCAUGAUCACCAUAGCAACCUGUGGGGAGGAGGACGGGUUGGACCAGAGCCUGGAGAUCCAGCCUUCGAAGCCUCGCUUCACCUACUCCGUAUCCAUCCUAGACCUGGACCCUAAACCCUACGAGAGCAUCCCUCACCAGAGCAGACUGGACUCCAAGAUAGUCAACCACUACCUGAGGAGCACCCUGCCCAACAACCAGGAACUAGCCAAUCAGAGUGUCUUCCUGGGCUGGGACAGAGAAGGAGAGGACUGUACUCUGGUGUUCCAUCCCGUAUAACCACUCCCUCUGCUGUCUGGCCUUCCCGCUUGGUGUUACCUACACUCUCCCUCCCCUGUAGCCUAACCCCUCCGUCCCCCUCCCUUACCCUAACCCCCUCCCUCCCUCCCUCCCCCGUACCUUAACCCCCUCCCU